UUCAAAUUGGCUUGAGCCGCUUGAUUUUACUACCACAAUCCUCGAUUUUGUACUUCGACUCUUCUGAGUGUCAGAGGUGCGAAGCGCGGGAAAUUUGAACUUCACACCUCUACGCAAGAAAGAGUGAGUGAGAGACUAUGGACGAUUCAGGUGCGAUUCUCUGUCAGAUCUCUCAGCUCAAGGAUAUGCUUGACAAGGUGAACGAGGAAAUCGAGGCGAACAUUCAGAUCACCAGAGAAAUCGAAUCGGAGAUCGUCAAGUGUACGGAAACCGAGGUCGCCUUGCUGGCUCGACAGUCGGAGCUGAUGAAAACAGCGUACACACUACAGUUCGAAAUCAGCGGCUUGAUGGCAGCCACUGCUGAUUCAGCAACAUCAUGUAAAUCCUUGGAGGAAGAGUUACAUUGUCUAGAAAGGAAGAGGGAUGAGAUACUGACUCGAAUGAACAACAAACGGGAAGGAUUCCUGAGAUCUUGCUUGGAUUUUCAAAAUAAUAUUGGUAAAAAAGGUAAUGAUGAAGUUGCAGCUUUGCUAGUGGAGAAAGAGCUUCUAGAAAAUGAAGUUCAUUCCUUAAACAACAGAAAUACUGUUCUACAGAACUCAACAGCUGCAUUUGUGGAAGAGGUUCUUGAAGAUCUUCAUAAUUCUAUCUAUGGUAAAAAUCCUUCUUUUGGCCAUGACUGUAUCCUAUUGUGAUUAAGCUCCUAUGUUUUUGAGCAUAUUCUGAAUGUACCAUGGACAAUGUGGAUAAGCUCAAUAACUUAGCUAUAGAUUAGUGUAAGGUUAAAUGUAAGGAGUAAGUCUUGAGUAAAUCUUAAGGUUUGCUGUACUAUGGAAGUUUUAGUACCUGGCAAAGUCUGGGAAAUUCAAGUAGAGUAAUUCAUGGUAUGAUGUAUGUAUGUAUGGCUAUUUUAACCUUUGAGUUUGCUCUUUUCCUAGAUUACUUCAAAUGCUUUUUCUAUAUUUUAUGCUGCUCUUACUCUCUUAGUACUUUCUAAGUGUAUUACAUUUGCUAUCCUUAAUUUAGUUUUGAAUAUAGAACUAGAUGAGACAUUCUGUUGGUUGUUGUUAUUGUCUGAAGCUUUGAACUU
Ipomoea triloba (trilobed morning glory) is the source of this 1090-nucleotide messenger RNA. RefSeq lists its product as uncharacterized. The coding region runs from base 138 to 695 and encodes 185 amino acids. The transcript is spliced from 5 exons. The record is from RefSeq and is a predicted model, not a curated record. Lineage: Eukaryota; Viridiplantae; Streptophyta; Magnoliopsida; Solanales; Convolvulaceae.